This is a messenger RNA of Fusarium sp. VM40, 1479 nucleotides long. Lineage: Eukaryota; Fungi; Ascomycota; Sordariomycetes; Hypocreales; Nectriaceae. The record is from the annotation of a GenBank genome assembly.
AUGCAUCUCACGGCCACUCCCAGGCUCAGAACCCUCUCCCUCUCCCUCUUCCUCUUCUUCACCAGAGUCGCUCUCGUCCGACUCUGUAUCUCCUACCUCAACACUUCUGGCCCUGGACUUUCGCGCCUUGGAGCUGUUCCAUACGUUGAUGGUCUGCCUCAGCCGCACAUUUCCACCGGCCAUGACGUCGCGGCCAAUGCCAGCCACUCCGCUGGUGUCCACGUUGCCAGAGGCUGGAGCUGGAACUGGAACUGGAGGAGAUCGUCGCCUUCCUGCUGCUCCUCUACCGCCUCGAGCCACUGCGUCUGUGGUGUUCCCAAGUCGUCUCCCAGCCUCCUCGCUGUAGUCCUUCCACCCGCCGUCCGCGUCAUAAAGACAUCACCAAUAACAACACCAACACCAACAAUCUACGACUCAAUACAUCUAUCAUCAUCAAUCAGUCUCCUCAAUCCCCUUCCUCCCAUCGAGGUAUCUGUUAUAAUAGACGACCUCCGUAUUGUCAGAAGCGCCACGAGACUUCUUCACAAAGAGGACAAUAUCCCCCUCACCGACACCGAAAUCGUACAAAUCCUCAACGCGUCGCGUAUCGUCGCCGACUUCUCCCGCGGCUCCGUCGACCAAGGCCUGCUGAAAGACGACGUCGAGAUCCUCCUCUUCGCAGCCGCGCACGCCGAUUCUCCACUUGAAAGGCUGGGAGACUUUGCCGAGCAAAUCUGUCUGGCGCGUCAGGACCUCUCAAAGGAUGAUGUGGAGUUGUUGAAGAUAUACGAGAGACAGCUCCUGGAAUGGAGGGCCGCCGCUGGAACGGACGAGAGCCCCUUGGAUGGCAGGGAUAUAACCGUGGUCAAUACACUGGGGAAGAUGCUCGGGCGUGACGAGGAGAGUUCUAUCCUGUCGCCCGUCGCUGGUGGAAGUCAGGUUGGGGAACGCCCUGGGGCCAACGGCUACGGCGACGGCUACGGCUACAGUAUUGGCGCUGGCGUUGCCGCUCUUGAUCUACGCUUGAGCAGACUCAGACUAGACCGUCGUGCUCCAGACGCCGAGAGCACCAUCUCCAGAACCAGUGUCGCGUCUUUACUCCGUCUUCCUGGGGUACAAGACUUUGCCAAACGCGGAAACAUGUCCCGUCUCGACACCAACACCAGGGAGAAGAUGGCACAGCACAUGCGUAAACGGCCAGAUAUCUACAGCGCCGAAGGGACCGAGGUAGCAUCGAACCAAAACAUUGCUGCCAGCGCGACGUCUCUUCCGCGCCUGCCGACUCUCCCCGUCCUUCCCAGGUUUGCAGAGAUCGGGCAGGGCUCGUGUGUCCUUCCAACGACGCUCGAGGAGACGCAGCAGGAGAUCCUGGUCGGGCUUGACGAGGAGGAGAGGGCGUUGCAGUGGCUUGUGCGCAGGAGAGGGCUUUUGUGGGCGUUGAAGAUGCGAAGGGCUGAGCUUUUGAAACAGACGGGAACGCAAGUGGGGGGUGAACUUUAG